Molecule: messenger RNA, 1554 nt
Organism: Trichoderma reesei QM6a
Lineage: Eukaryota; Fungi; Ascomycota; Sordariomycetes; Hypocreales; Hypocreaceae
Exons: 4
Coding region: 1-1554 (517 amino acids)
Biological process (GO): asparaginyl-tRNA aminoacylation
Cellular component (GO): mitochondrion
Molecular function (GO): asparagine-tRNA ligase activity; nucleic acid binding; ATP binding
Source: RefSeq, a predicted model, not a curated record
AUGUCUCAUCCGCUCCGCCUGCUGGCUCGACAACACCGGCGCUGGCCUCUGCCAGCAGCCCGGCGAAGCUAUUCCGUGCGCGUCCCUGGCGACGGCAGCAGCGACGUCACGACCGUGGCCGAUCUGAAGGAAUGGCAGCCGGGUCGCCUUGUCUCGGAUGUCCAGGUCUGCGGCUGGGUGCGAUCAGUGCGCAAGAGCGCCAGCGUGCGCUUCGUUGACAUCACCGACGGCUCGUCCAUGAGGCCCGUCCAGGCCGUCGUCGACAAGAGCCUGGCCGCCGACAUCCGCCCAGGCGCCGCCGUUCGCCUCACCGGGGUCUGGCACAGUAGCUUCCCUAGAUCCAGCGUCCCAGCUACGGCUGAGCUACGGGUUAACGAGGUGGAAAUCCUCGGCGCAUCUAACCCUCAGACGUAUCCUAUUCAGAACAAGUACCAGACGCCAGAGAGCCUGAGGGCUAUAUCACAUCUCCGUCCGCGAACUCCCCUCAACUCAACCCUGCUCCGGCUGAGGUCAGACGCCAUGGCCCUCGUGAGCCAGUUCUUCUUCCAAGAAAAGUUCCAGCAAACACACCCCCCCAUCAUCACCUCGUCGGACUGCGAGGGUGCUGGGGAGGCAUUUACCGUCAAGAGCGGCUCACCGUCCGAGUUCUUCAGAGACCCAAAGUACCUCACUGUCUCAUCACAGCUCCAUCUGGAGGCUCUAGCCCAGGCGCUGGGCAAUGUCUGGACUCUAUCGCCCACGUUUCGAGCCGAGCAGAGUGACACCUCUCGGCAUCUGAGCGAGUUCUAUAUGCUCGAGGCUGAAAUGAGCUUCGUUCAAGACAUGGAUGAGGUCAUGGAUCUCGCCCAGAGAAUGCUGGCCUCGCUCGCCAGCGGACUCAGGCUGCGAAGCGCCGCACAGGAGCUCGAGAAGCAUCGACUCGACUCUAGAGAUCCUGCCGAACGCCUGGCAUUCGAAGAUCUUGUAGAUCUCAAGGAGCUGCAGCAGCGCUGGAGGGGUCUUAUGGCACCAACCCGAUGGCCUCGAGUGACUUACACAGAGGCCAUUGAGAUCCUCGAACCCGUGGCCCACAAGUUCGAGCACAAGCCCGUCUGGGGCUCGGGGCUCCAGUCGGAGCAUGAAAAGUACCUUGCCGAAAAGAUCGGAUACGACGAAGCGAGCGACGCGUUUCUGCCCAUCUUUGUCACGCACUACCCGCGGGAGAUCAAGGCCUUCUACAUGCUCCAGUCCGAGUCGCCGCCGGCUCAGGGGCCGACUGUCGACUGCUUCGACCUCCUGGUGCCCAAUCUCGGAGAGCUUGCGGGCGGCUCCAUGAGGGAGCACCGGCUUGCCCAGCUCGAAGACAACAUGCGUCUGCACGGGUUGGAGGUCCCGACGCAGCGGAAGGCCAGAUCCAGCGACAUGGGGUGGUACCUGGAUCUGAGACGCUGGGGCUGUCCUCCCCAUGGAGGCUUCGGUCUUGGUUUUGACCGCCUGCUGAGCUAUCUUACUGGUGUGCCCAACGUCCGCGACGUGGUGCCGUUCCCGCGCCAUUUUGAGCGCUGCGAUUGCUAA